Lacerta agilis (Sand lizard) is the source of this 2513-nucleotide messenger RNA. It is a transcript of the gene CFAP418, whose product is annotated as chromosome 7 C8orf37 homolog. The transcript has 6 exons. Gene Ontology annotation, cellular component: cytosol. Lineage: Eukaryota; Metazoa; Chordata; Lepidosauria; Squamata; Lacertidae. The coding region runs from base 41 to 706 and encodes 221 amino acids. The record is from RefSeq and is a predicted model, not a curated record.
ACGAGGGGAAAGGGGGUGAGAGACGUGAGGAGAGGCUAAGAUGGCGGACGACCUGGAUGAGCUGCUGGACGAGGUAGAGAACAAGUUCUGCCGCCUCUCGAGGCGAGACUGUUCGGAGCGAGGGCGGCCGAGCCAGGGGCGGAAAAGGAACCGCUUCCGCGAGGAGGAAGAAGAGGCCGAGGCCGAGGCCGCCGCGGCGGGGGAGAGGGCCAGAUUUUCCAAAGUAUUGACAAAAGGUGCUAGCGAAGAAGAAGAUCUAGAUGACAUAAUUAAAGAUAUAAUCGGCGAAAACAGCUAUGCCAAAAAUCUUGUGAAACAAAAAUCUAAGUCACCUAGCCCUGCAUCUGAAAAUAGAACUACCUCCGUUCAAGCUCAUGGUAAGAGAUGUUGCCCGGUAUACCUUGGUGGAAGCAGCGCGCCACGUGGUAUAGGAACAAAUAUUUCUCAGAGAACCUGUGAUCAGCUGCGGUGUACUGCAUGUGACUUCCGUGUUUUGCAAUACGAUGACUUUCAGUGGGAUCAGUCAUGCGAUUACCUCUUUUUCAGGAAUAACAUGCCUGAAUUCCGCAAGUUGAGGACGAAGAUGCUAACCAAGAAAGGAUCAAGGGCCUAUGCUUGUCAGUGCACUUGGAGAUCAAUAGAUGAAUUAACAGACCUCACUGUGGAUCGACAGCUCCGCUGGGUUUGCAGCAAACACGUCGAAUGAAGUUGUCUUUGUCAUUCACACGCUCAUUUCUGUAUGAAGACCAUCUGUUCAUUGCUCGGCAUCAUGAGUGAUGGAUUGAGUGUGUUCCGUGCACAGUUAGAUCUUGAUAAUCCAAAUACAAACUGUGGACUUUGCCUUGUCUGCAAUUCCCUUGUGAACUAACGGAAUGGGGGGGGGGGCGGGCAUAGUAAGCCAGAGACCUUCCUCGGCCUAGAGGACCAGGCUGGCAGAAAUGUUGAGUACUUCCAGCAUAGCAGGGAAUGGAGCUGAAAGGAAACAAGGUCUGGGUCCUAGAAGGCAUCCCACAAAUGUAGAAGCAAUAGAUACAUCUGAAAAGAAAGAGAAAUCUGCCUAAGCUAAUACUUGGGUUAGAACACUUUUUGAAUAUGUGUGUGGGAUAUUUUGGCUUUGGCUUUUUACCUGCAGGUGUGUACCGUGUAGUGAGUCAAUCUUCAAAUUAAUAUCAUUUCGGAGUUGUUUUAGCAGGAUGCUGAAGCUUGCCUUCAGAGCAAGAGCAAAUAGCUGGGACAGUCCAGCAAUGGGAAGGAAAAUAACAUGACAGCUCCAGCAUUUUAAUAAGCUCAUUUCUAGUUGUGAGACAGGUCCUUAGGCUGCAGUCUUCAUGCAUGUCAUCCCAGGAAUCAGCCUCACUGGACACAGUGGUACUUGCUUCUUGAGCUAGGGUGGAGCUCUUUCUGCUCCCUGAAGUCUGCAAUCCUGUGCACACUCACUUGGAACAAAGUCCCACUGAAUUCAGUAGGACUUACUUCUGAGUAGAAUGCAUUGGAUUGAGCCACUCAAAGCUGUUCAUGCGAUGGACCCUAAACAAUUUUUUUGCAAUGAUAUUCAAAAUCAAUGUUGUUGUUUUUUGCGGGGGACAAGGGUAAACGUCCUAUUAGGUGUAGGGUUAUUCCACCUUCACUGACACUCUGCAGGUCUUAAGUUAUCAGAAAACUGUUGUUAGAUGUCUAUUUCAGUUGUCUUUUGAGACUGUCAGUGCAUCCACAUUUUAAUGUUUUAAUCUUUGUAUCGGAAUACCAAAUAUAAUCAAAGUGGUUCAGAACUGUUGCAUCCCCAUUUCCAUCUUUAAAAAAGAAUUGAGCCAAUGGGUGAUACCCAGUGUUAGUCAGACCCAGAGUGGACCCACUGAAAUGAACUGGACUUGCAUAACUGAAUUCCCUUGAUUUCAGUGGGUCUGCUCAGAGAUGACUUAGCAGGGUAUCAUGACAGUUUUUGAGUUGUAUGAUUUAGCUGAUCCUGAAUUUUUUUCUCAACCAACACAUGCAGCACUAUUCCAGGAGUUUUUUCUGUAGCACUGAAAGUUUAAAUGCGCAUUGAAGCGCAAACAAUUGUAGCAAGCAAGUAGUACCCAGAAUGUGGGAAACAAUAGCACAUUUGGAAAACAAUUGUUGCUCAUAUGAUCUCAAAACACAUCGUCCUAUGCAAGGAAUUUCAGUUGCUUUUUAGACCACGUAAUCUGUUUAGAAUAAGAGUAUAAAUAACUUGGAUAUACUUUCUUUUAAACCAAAAUAUGGAAUCUAAAAGUGCACAAGGCAGAAACCGUUCCCUCUGAUUUCUCUGUAAUGCUACAGUCAUUAAAAGUUGUAUUCUUGGCAUAUCUGAAUAAGUUGGUUAAAUUUCAUAUAAUCACCUGUUGUAUUUGUUCUUUUUGGCCCCUGUGGUGUCUUGAUAGCUAGCACAUGCCUGAAAUGUUAAAUAAAUGCAUAGUUUGGUAUUUAUGAAAUAAGGAAUGUGAAACCCACUGAAUAAUUAGUUAACAGCACUAUAUAAAUACUGAUUAUCAUCA